Molecule: messenger RNA, 552 nt
Organism: Diachasma alloeum
Lineage: Eukaryota; Metazoa; Arthropoda; Insecta; Hymenoptera; Braconidae
Exons: 1
Coding region: 1-552 (183 amino acids)
Molecular function (GO): nucleic acid binding
Source: RefSeq, a predicted model, not a curated record
AUGGCCAUGUCUGCACUUCACCUGGAAGCUGUCACCGAUUACUCGGCUGAUGGGUUCAUUGCUGCUUAUCGCAGGUUCGUGAGUCAUCGGGGUCAUUGUGCGAAUCUCUACAGUGACUGUAGCACCAAUUUUAUCGGUGCUGACAAGGAGCUGAGGAGAUUACGCUCAGCUGGAUCGAAGGAGAUCCAGGAGAUCUCAGCGGUAUACCUCAAGGAUGGCACUCGAUGGUCGUUCAAUCCACCAGGGGUACCGUAUUUCGGAGGUAAAUGGGAAGCAGCGGUCAAGUCGGUGAAGUACCUCUCUCGGACGGUUCGGGACACGGUUCUGACGUUCGAGGAGCUCUCUACGCUGCUUACUCAGAUCGAAGCACUUCUCAACUCCAGACCUCUACAGGCUCUCUCCGAGGACCCUGACAACGUGCUGUGUCUUACCCCGGCACAUUUUUUGAUUGGAGAGGCUCUAAUUACUCUGCCGGAACCUUCACUUGAUGAUCUGAACGUUGAGCGGCUCUCUAGAUGGCAACUGAUCCAGCAGAGGCUGCAGUACUUCUAG